This is a messenger RNA of Syngnathus acus (greater pipefish), 521 nucleotides long. Its product is annotated as low affinity immunoglobulin epsilon Fc receptor-like. NCBI's taxonomy places the organism in Eukaryota, Metazoa, Chordata, Actinopteri, Syngnathiformes, Syngnathidae. Gene Ontology annotation, molecular function: signaling receptor activity. The record is from RefSeq and is a predicted model, not a curated record. The transcript has 4 exons. The coding region runs from base 27 to 521 and encodes 164 amino acids.
CUCACGGCUCCCACUGCUACAAGAAGAUGACGACAACCAACGGUUGGCUGGGGGCUCGUUACGACUGCCUCUUGGACCGCGCCGACCUGGUCUCCAUCACCACCGAGGACGAAGAAAUCUUUGUGAAGGAGCAAAUGGGCGACAAGCCGUUCUGGAUCGGACUCUCCAAUCUGAAAUGCAAUGCGGACUGGUGUGACUUUUCGGGAGAAGAGAAGCUGACUUGGUCCGACACCGCUGUGACGCCGACCUACGCCAACUGGGACUCGCGUCAAAAGGGAAGCGCCAACGAUGAGUCCUGCGCCUACGUCAACCAAGGUGUGGACGACCACAGUCAGCCUGGAAAGUGGAGACAUGGAUCGUGCCGAUCCUCCUUGGCAUACAUGUGCAAGCGGUCGCCGAAUGACUGCCCGGACGGAUGGCCGUGUUCCUUCAAAGACUUCGGUUACAGUAACAGUCGAGUUGAGAGUGAGUGGCAGCGACCCGUCUUUCUACACUCGCACUGUCUCCUUGUGCUUUUCUAA